Molecule: messenger RNA, 2325 nt
Organism: Linnemannia hyalina
Lineage: Eukaryota; Fungi; Mortierellomycota; Mortierellomycetes; Mortierellales; Mortierellaceae
Source: the annotation of a GenBank genome assembly
AUGCAUAUUUCUCUACCCCCUGCAGUUGUCCAGGCACAUAUCCCAACCGCCUCGCAACCCAGGGAUUUUGAUCUCUUCCAGCGGAGCUGUGUGUCCGUGUUGUCGAAGCUCACUCGACUCACCCUACAGCAGAUCCAAGGAGGAGGUGAUGGUGUUGCUAAAACGACGAGGGCGUUGUUGGAUCUGUAUGACGUGGAUGGGCUAGAACCUUGGCUGGGGGCGACAGGAAGGCAGGCGACAGAGGUUUGGUUUGAGGCUUUUGUGAGAGGGGAGUAUGAUCAGGCGUGGCUCGUUGGGUCUACCGUCCUCGAGCAAUUGAUCGUCAAUAUUAUUUAUACGUUGCAGGGACCGGACAAGUUCAUCCCAUUCUUGGUGCGGGAUCUAGUCGCUGUGCCCUGUCUCGCCAAACCUGUCGAUCGCACCCUGAUCCGGGUGAUAAAGACUUUGAUGGGAUCGCCAUUAACACUCAACAUCCGGAACCUACUCUGGCAUGGAUUUAUUACACCAAGGGAUCAAAUACCUUUGGAUGCCUAUGGAGCCAUGCUGAUCGUGACAACCAUGUCGAUUGCUGUGGGGGUCCGACAGAAACUGGCAACAGGGUUGCAGAUUCGACAUGGAGGAGUUGGAGUACCCAGGACCAGUUAUUAUUUUCAGCAGGAAGCGGAGACAGGACUGGAUGGAUUUGAUGCGAUGUAUGAGCGAGUGGCUUUCAGGGGUGGGAAGUUGCCGUUGCUAAUAUCGGAUUCGUCAGGAAAUGGAGAAAUUGCAAGACAGGAUCAGGAUUGGGAUCAAGUGAGGUUGGUGCUGGAGGCGGUUGUGCGCGAGAGUUCGUUUGUGACGAUUGGAACUGUUGAACAGUGGAUCUCUGCUCUGCGACAUCUGAAGCCGGCUACCAUAGGAGCAGCAACAGCAGGACAGAGAUCGUCGUUCAUGUUUGUGAUGGCGAGUCUGCCACUUCUGGAACAUGGGCUGCGGUUGAUAUAUGUGCGUGCGAAUAGGUGCAAACAGGAUCGGACGUGUGCACUUGUUGCCGGAGAGUAUUACUUGACACUGGAUGUGAUCCUGGAAGAAUUCGUCCCUGCAGAGUAUUUUGAAUCUGAUGCGGAGGCUUUGAAGGAGUACUCGCCGGACGCGAUCCCGAAUCGGCUGUUUUCUGAACUUGGGCCUCAAGCCACGAACUUGCUGCAGGAUCUGUUCUUGGCGGCGCUAGGACCCCGACUUCGGGACAGGACGAGCCAUGGAGAGAACAACGUAUACUUCACAGCCGACAUCAGGAGUGAACCGUGGUUCGGCUAUUACCUUGGGGUGGUUGUCUUCCUUUUGACGCUGGAUUUGACAGCUGUUCCUGGGAAGUGUGAGGCUGUGGCGGAGGAGACUCGGGAAUGGAUGCGGAUGUAUACUGAACGGCGGUUUGAUGAGUGGUCGGCGAUCAGGAAGGAGACUGCUCGUGCGUUUUGUGUACUUUUGGAGUACCCCGGUGCCGUUCUGCAGGAUACAGAGAGCAAGGAGGGUGAAGCAGAGGCUGGGGUUGUUGGUGAUGACAUUACCGAGGGGUUUGCUGCUACCGUGGAAACGAACGAGAAGACAGAGUGGAUCAUUUUGCGAUUGAAGCCCAAGUUGUCAGUCGUGUUCUCGAGCGAGGCAAAUUUUGACAAGGCAGAUGUGAACCUUUUUACUGUUCAGGACCGGAUCCGGAUAUGUCUUUCUGCCUGGGCAACUCGAACCAACCCCAUCGCACAACUACCGCCGCUCAACAACAAUAUCAAUAACGAGGAAGGGGAUAUACAAGGAAUGGCGAGUAACAUGCAAGCAUGGAUCCUGAUUGUGCAGAGUAUCCAAGCAGCGGCCGAAAAAGUGACGACCAAAAUGAGGACCUUUUUGGAGUUACAGAGGCAACGGCAGUUAUCGUCGCGGUCGAGGAAGCAGUUGGAGGCUAUGAGACCGUUGGUCCCCGGAUGGUUGGGGAUGUUGGCCGGGUGUUUGGCGUUGGUUGAGCAUUUUGUUCUUCUUGCUGAGGAUGUUGAUAUGAAUGUGGGUGUGCCGUCUGACAGGAAGGAGAAGGGGGUCCAAGGGAGCGACACGCUUGACAAGGCCAAUGACAGCAACAAUAUUAAGAACAAUAAGAAGGACGUCGAGAAGGGUGGAGAGGAGAAGGUGGCAGGUUCGGUGGGGGACAAGUCGUCGGCGGCGGAGAUUCGGUUGCGGCUUGCGAUGGUGAACUUUUUGAACAAGUUUGUGUCGAAUUUUGAGCGGGUCAAGCUGCCGAUGAUUGAGGCUGCCUGGCUGGAUCUUGUCAAGUCUGUCAAUCCUGUUCUCACUCUUUGA